UAGAAAUUUUCCUUCAACUAAAAAAUAAAAAAGGAUCCCUCCUCUCUCUCGAGCACGAUUUCGCUCGUCUUCUCCGAUUCGCUGUUCAAUCGGUGUCUAGGGUCUUCCUUGGAUCUCGAAUCGGAUCUGUACAAGGCAUGGACGCUCGCAAGAGAGGACGGCCUGAAGCAGGCUCCUACAACUCCAAUGGCGGAUUCAAGAGGUCGAGGCAAGAGAUGGAAUCAUAUUCAACUGGUUUAGGAAGCAAAUCGAAGCCAUGCACAAAAUUUUUCAGCACUUCUGGAUGCCCUUUUGGUGAGAACUGCCACUUCUUGCACUAUGUGCCCGGUGGGUACAAUGCCAUAGCACAUAUGACAAAUCUCGGUCCGCCACUUCCGCAAGCCUCUAGAAACAUGCCGGGAUCUGGUCCAGGCCGAUAUUCCGGGAGAACAGAGCAUGCCCCACCAGGCCCAGUCUCAAGCUUUGGUGCCUCUGCCACCGCAAAAAUCAGUGUGGAUGCCUCAUUAGCCGGUGCCAUAAUAGGGAAAGGCGGGAUCAAUUCCAAACAGAUAUGCCGCCAGACAGGGGCAAAGCUGUCGAUUCAGGAACAUGAGAGAGACCCGAACCUGAAGAACAUAGAGCUGGAAGGGACAUUCGAGCAGAUAAAGGAAGCGAGUGCGAUGGUGAGAGAGCUCAUAGUGAGGCUGGGAGCGGCGGCAAGGAAACACAUGGGUGGGAGUUCCGAAGGGAAACCGCAUCCAGGAAGCAGCUACAAGACAAAGAUGUGCGAGAGAUUCGCCAAAGGGAACUGUACUUUUGGGGAUAGAUGUCACUUUGCUCACGGUGAAGCCGAGCUCCGGAAAUCAGGAGUGGCUUAAGUAAGUUAUGCCUCUGGGUUUGUACUGACCUGAAAGUGCCGGCAAUACAAAUCUAGACUCUGUUUUCAGGUGAUGGAUCAUAUGAGAAAUUUGAGUUAAAGCACUACUGUCCUUUUGUAAGUUUUGAUGGGUUUUUUUUUUUUGGCCAAAUGCAAAUUGAUUUUGAACUUUGGCCGGACGAACUGUGGCAGUGUUCCAAAAUCAAAGCUUUAGAAUGUAUUUUUCUGAUAGGUUGGAUGUGCCUAA
This is a messenger RNA of Tarenaya hassleriana, 1103 nucleotides long. RefSeq names its product zinc finger CCCH domain-containing protein 36-like. The record is from RefSeq and is a predicted model, not a curated record. Gene Ontology annotation, molecular function: metal ion binding; mRNA binding. The coding region runs from base 138 to 857 and encodes 239 amino acids. The transcript is spliced from 3 exons. NCBI's taxonomy places the organism in Eukaryota, Viridiplantae, Streptophyta, Magnoliopsida, Brassicales, Cleomaceae.